Molecule: messenger RNA, 4095 nt
Organism: Gambusia affinis (western mosquitofish)
Lineage: Eukaryota; Metazoa; Chordata; Actinopteri; Cyprinodontiformes; Poeciliidae
Gene: dhx9
Product: DEAH (Asp-Glu-Ala-His) box helicase 9
Exons: 28
Coding region: 184-3987 (1267 amino acids)
Biological process (GO): positive regulation of transcription by RNA polymerase II; regulation of mRNA processing
Cellular component (GO): intracellular anatomical structure; ribonucleoprotein complex; nucleolus
Molecular function (GO): 3'-5' DNA/RNA helicase activity; 3'-5' DNA helicase activity; double-stranded RNA binding
Source: RefSeq, a predicted model, not a curated record
CCUCCGGACCAGAUGGUGGCGGUACAUAUUUAUUACCAACCGGCAGGAUUUGAAGGAAAUCAACGUUUUCUUAUUUUUCUGUCAGUUUGUAGGAUUCUGGAGAGACAGUCCUAAUUUCUGACUUCAUUGGGAGUAAAGAAAGGUGGGAUCAGAGGAGGGCCGUCUCCUUCUUGGCGUUCCAUCAUGGCGGACAUCAAGAACUUCCUGUACGCCUGGUGCGGGAAGAAGAAGCUAACUCCCAGCUACGACAUCCGAGCUGCAGGAAACAAGAACAGGCAGAAGUUCAUGUGUGAAGUCCGAGUCGACAGCUUCAACUACAUCGGGAUGGGGAACUCCACCAACAAGAAGGACGCUCAGACCAACGCUGCCCGGGACUUCGUUAACUAUCUGGUCCGGGCCGGAGAGAUAAACGCAGCCGAGGUCCCUGCCAUAGGGGUCGGUCCUCCUGCAGGUAUCCAGCCGGACGGAGGAGGAGGAGACGGCGGCUUCGGAAACCUUCCUCCCAGCGGCCCCCUGCCUCCUCACCUGGUUGUUAAAGAGGAACAAGGGGAAACUGGUGUCAGUGGACCGGUUCCAGGAGUAACUGGACUGGGUUACUCCGGAGGAGGAGGAGCGGAGUGGGAGCGAGGAGCCAACCUGAAGGAGUACUACGCCCGCAGGGACGAGCAGGAGGCCCAGGCGACUCUGGAGUCGGAGGAAGUGGAUCUGAACGCCAACCUGCACGGAAACUGGACCCUGGAGAACGCCAAGGCCCGUCUGAACCAGUUCUUCCAGAAGGAGAAAACCAGUGCUGAGUAUAAGUACAGCCAAGUGGGACCGGACCACAACAGGAGCUUCAUCGCAGAGAUGCAGCUGUUUGUGAGGCAGCUGGGCAGAAAGAUCACGGCCCGGGAGCACGGCUCCAACAAGAAGCUGGCGGCCCAGUCCUGCGCUCUGUCCGUGGUCCGGCAGCUGUACCACCUGGGGGUCAUUGAGCCGUACUCCGGGGUCACCAAGAAGAAGGAGGGCGAGACGCUGGAGGCCUACGAGGUCAACGUGGCUCCAGACCUGCAGCAGCAGCUGGCCGCCGUGGUCCAGGAGCUGGGAGUCCACCUCGCCCCGCCUCCUGCGGACCCCGGCGCCCCGGUGUCUCUGGUCCAGGGGAAGAUGGCCGCCUUCGAGCCGUCUCAGAAGCAGAGCAGCAGCGGCGUCGUCCCCUGGUCGCCUCCGCAGGUCAACUGGAACCCCUGGACCAGCAGCAACAUCGACGAUGGACCGCUGGCCUACUGCACUCCGGAGCAGAUCAGCAGCGAUCUCCACGGCGAGCUGAUGUACCAACUGGAACACGAUGAGAACCUGCAGAAGAUCCUGUCGGCGCGAGCGCAGCUUCCUGUCCGGCAGUUUGAGGAGGAGAUCAUGGCGACGGUGGAGCAGAACCCGGUGGUGAUCAUCAGAGGAGCGACGGGCUGCGGCAAAACCACGCAGGUCCCGCAGUACAUCCUGGAUCGCUUCGUCAAGGGCGGCCGCGCCUCCGACUGCAACAUCGUGGUCACGCAGCCCCGGCGGAUCAGCGCCGUCUCUGUGGCCGAGCGGGUCGCCUACGAGAGAGGAGAGGAGCUGGGGAAGAGCUGCGGCUACAGCGUCCGCUUCGAGUCCGUCCUGCCGCGGCCGCACGCCAGCAUCCUGUUCUGCACCGUCGGUGUUCUCCUCCGGAAGCUGGAAGCAGGAAUCCGGGGGAUCAGCCACGUCAUCGUUGAUGAGAUCCACGAGAGAGACAUCAACACGGACUUCCUGCUGGUGGUCCUCAGGGACGUGGUCCAGGCCUUCCCGGACGUCCGCAUCAUCCUGAUGUCGGCCACCAUCGACACCACCAUGUUCAGGGAAUACUUCUUCAACUGCCCCAUCAUCGAGGUGUUCGGCCGGACCUUCCCUGUUCAAGAGUAUUUCCUGGAAGACUGCAUCCAGAUGACCAACUUCGUCCCCCCGCCGAUGGACCGGAAGAAGAAGGACAAAGACGAGGACGGCGGAGACGAUGACACCAACUGCAACCUGAUCUGUGGGUCGGACUACACGGCGGAGACGAAGCGCUCCAUGGCUCAGAUCAGUGAGAAGGAGACGUCGUUUGAGCUGGUGGAGGCUCUGCUGAAGUACAUCGAGACGCUGCAGGUGGCCGGCGCCGUUCUGGUCUUCCUGCCCGGCUGGAACCUCAUCUACUCCAUGCAGCGCCACCUGGAGACCAACCCGCACUUCGGAAGUAGCCGGUACCGCAUCCUGCCGCUGCACAGCCAGAUCCCCAGGGAGGAGCAGAGGCGGGUGUUUGAGCCGGUUCCGGACAGAGUCACCAAGGUCAUCCUGUCCACCAACAUCGCCGAGACCAGCAUCACCAUCAACGACGUCGUCUACGUCAUCGACUCCUGCAAGCAGAAGGUGAAGCUCUUCACCUCCCAUAACAACAUGACCAACUACGCCACCGUCUGGGCCUCUAAGACCAACCUGGAGCAGAGGAAGGGCCGCGCCGGCCGAGUGCGACCCGGCUUCUGCUUCCACCUGUGCAGCCGCGCUCGCUUCGACAAGCUGGAGACGCACAUGACCCCCGAGAUCUUCAGGACGCCGCUGCACGAGGUGGCGCUCAGCAUCAAGCUGCUGAGGCUCGGAGGCAUCGGCAACUUCCUGUCCAAGGCCAUCGAACCGCCGCCGCUGGACGCCGUCAUCGAGGCGGAGUUCACACUCAGAGACCUGGACGCCCUGGACUCCAACGAUGAGCUGACUCCGUUGGGUCGGAUUCUGGCCCGGCUGCCCAUCGAGCCUCGGCUGGGGAAGAUGAUGAUCAUGGGCUGCAUCUUCCAUGUCGGAGACGCCAUGUGCACCAUCUCUGCCGCUUCCUGUUUCCCGGAGCCGUUCAUCAACGACGGGAAGCGCCUCGGCUUCAUCCACAGGAACUUCUCCGGCAGCCGCUUCUCGGACCACGUGGCGCUGCUGUCGGUCUUCCAGGCCUGGGACGACGUCAGGGUUAACGGCGAAGAGGCUGAGAACCGUUUCUGUGAACACAAACGUCUCAACAUGUCCACCCUGAGGAUGACCUGGGAGGCCAAGGUGCAGCUGAAGGACAUCCUGGUGAACUCUGGGUUUCCUGAAGGCUGCCUGAUGACCCAGAUGUUCAACACGGUGGGACCCGACAACAACCUGGACGUGGUGGUGUCUCUGCUGACCUACGGCUCCUACCCCAACGUCUGUUUCCACAAGGAGAAGAGGAAGAUCCUGACCACCGAGGGCCGCAACGCGCUCAUCCACAAGUCCUCCGUCAACUGCCCCUUCAGCAGCCACGACGUCCACUACCCCUCCCCCUUCUUCGUCUUCGGAGAGAAGAUCCGGACCCGGGCCAUCUCGGCUAAGGGGAUGACGCUGGUGAGUCCUCUGCAGCUGCUGCUGUUCGCCUGCAAGAAGAUCAGCUCCAACGGGGAAAUCGUGGAGCUGGACGACUGGAUCAAGCUGAAGAUCCGCCAUGAGGUGGCGGGCGCCGUCGCCGCCCUGCGGGCCUGCCUGGAGGCUCUGGUGGUGGAGGUCACCAAGGACCCAGAGUUCAUCAACCAGCUGGACCAGAACAGCGAGAAGCUGCUCAACGCCAUCAGACAGGUGUCCAAACCCUCCGCCGCCGGGAUCAACCUGAUGGCCACCAACCAGAGGAUGGGGGACGGACCGCGACCUCCCAAGAUGGCGCGCUUUGAUGGAGGAUACGGAGGAAGAGGAGGAGGAUACGGAGGAGGAGGAGGAUAUGGAGGAGGAGGAGGAUAUGGAAGAGGAGGAUACAGAGGAGGAGGAUACGGAGGAGGAGGGGGGUACAGAGGAGGAGGUGGGGGGUAUGGUGGGUACCGAGGGGGUGGAGGUUAUGGAGGAGGAGGAGGUGGGUAUAGGGGUGGAGGCUUCAGGGGAGGAUAUGGAGGAGGAGGAGGUUAUAGAGGAGGUGGUGACGGGUACAGAGGGGGAGGGGGGUACAGGGGCGGAUAUUAAACAAAGUGAGACCUCCUGUCGUAUAGCAGAUCUUUGUUAAUGUUGGUCAGAGUGAACAUGUUUGAUUUGAUUGAUGUUUCAAAUAAAUCUGAGAUGUUUCCACCUGAA